Mus pahari (shrew mouse) is the source of this 1404-nucleotide messenger RNA. Its product is annotated as protein S-Myc. NCBI's taxonomy places the organism in Eukaryota, Metazoa, Chordata, Mammalia, Rodentia, Muridae. Bases 15 to 1307 code for a protein of 430 amino acids. Gene Ontology annotation, molecular function: DNA-binding transcription factor activity, RNA polymerase II-specific; RNA polymerase II cis-regulatory region sequence-specific DNA binding; protein dimerization activity. Gene Ontology annotation, biological process: regulation of transcription by RNA polymerase II. The record is from RefSeq and is a predicted model, not a curated record. The transcript has a single exon.
GUGGAGACGAACAGAUGCUCAGCUGCACUACAUCCACCAUGCCCGGAAUGAUCUGCAAGAACUCAGACCUGGAGUUUGACUCGCUGAAACCCUGCUUCUACCCGGAAGAAGAUGACAUCUACUUUGGUGGUCGCAACUCGACGCCUCCAGGGGAGGACAUCUGGAAGAAGUUUGAACUGUUGCCCACCCCGCGAUUGUCACCUGACAGUGCCUUGGCAGAGCACAGCCUGGAGCCGGUGAACCGGGCCACGGAGAUGCUGCUGCCUGAGGCCGACCUAUGGAGUAACCCGGGCGAGGAGGAGGUUUUCGGCCUGGGAGAUCUCCGCGGCUGCACCAGCAACCCGAUCAUCCUUCAGGACUGCAUGUGGAGCGGCUUCUCCAACGGAGGGAAACCAGAGAGUGUGGUGAGCAAGAAACUGCCAGGGGGCUACGGGUCCCUCGCCGUCGGCGCAGGCACCUUGGCCCCUGGAGCGGCAGCCGCCAGCUCUACUGGCCAAGAGCGCAGUGGGACAGCAGGUGUGGGGCGUGGGAAAGCAGCCUGGCUCACAGAGCUCUCCCACCUGGACUCGGAGUGUGUGGACCCGGCUGUGGUCUUCUCCCAAGCGAGUAAGCGCGAGUCUAUGUCUGUACCCACCAUCCCCGCCAGCACCGGCUCAGCGAUAAGCCUUGGUGACCACCAGGGGCUCAGCAGUUCCCUAGAGGACUUCCUAAGCAACUCAGGUUCUGUGGAGGAAGGCGGAGAGGAAAUCUAUGUGGUCAUGCUGGAGGAGACACAGUUCUCCAAGACUGUCACCAGGCUCCCCACCGCGGCGCAUCGGGAGAACGCAACGCUGAGUCCCGGGUGCGCUCAGUCCAGCGAGGUGAUCCUCAAGCGCUACGACCCCAUUCAGGAGCAACACAACUAUGCCGCGCCACCGUUGCCCAACGUGGACAGGGAGGACACAUGGCCUCAGAAGAAGCCCAGGAGCCACGCUUCGCUAGCCCUCAAAUGCGUACUCCGGCCAAAGGCUCCGAGGUUGGGAUCCCGGAACAACUCAGACUGGGAGAACAUUGAGCGUCGCCGCAACCACAACAGGAUGGAGCGCCAACGCCGUGACAUUAUGCGCUCCAGCUUCCUGAACCUCAGGGAACUUGUGCCUGAGCUGGCGCACAAUGAGAAGGCCGCUAAGGCGGUCAUCCUGAAAAAAGCCACUGAGUACAUCCACACUCUGCGGGCUGAUGAGUCCAAGCUCCUGGUGGAAAGGAAGAAACUGUAUGAAAGACAACAGCAGUUGCUACAGAAAAUCAAACAAGCUGCUGUGUGCUAAAUAUUUCUUAAAUGGACAGUCACUGUUACUUUGCACAUGUUAACUUGAAAAAAAAAAAGCUAUUGUGUUGACAUUAAGAAUGGUUUGCCUUCAUAUU